AUCUUUAUCAACUACAAAGCAACAUUUUUCUGAUUUGGAUAAUUAUGAAGAAGAAAAAAAUGUAAAAAAGAUUAAGAGCUAUUCUUCACCGUUAUCUUUUGCACUUCUUAAUAAUCUUAUUAACCAUCAUAUCAAAGAUAAGCAGUUACUUAUUCACCGUCCUUCAGAAUGUGUUGGCCCACCAACCCUUGAGUUCAUUAAUGGAAUGGCUGAAAUAUAUCGCAGUGAACAUGAACGUUUUAUAGUGUUUAAAGAAAAAAUUCGUAAAUUAUUUGGUGAGAAAUUAAGAAUGAUUAGCCUAGAAGAUGAUUCUAAAAAUGAUGGUGUAUUGGAAUUUAACGUCUUUUCAAAAAGUGUUUUACGCUUUCUUGUUGAAAUAAAAAAUGAAAUUGGCACUGGUAGCUGUGAUCUAACUAUCCAGGCUAGUGCUUCUUUUGCAAAAUAUUAUACUCAAGAGAUAUAUGGAAAAAAACUUAUUAUAGAUCCCUUGACAGACUUUAUACCUUUUAUUUCUACAAACAAUCGAGCCUAUGUGGAGCAAGUAGCACUACUUUUCAAAGCUUUGUGCUUGGGAGUCAACAGGCUAAAAGAGUAUUAUACAUCGCUAGAUAUACCUACAAAUCAACAAAAUUCAUAUUGUUUUUUUCUCUAUCCGAAUCAAUACAAACACCAAGAUACAAUCAUAGAAUUUACAUAUGAAGAAAAACUUGUUGAUCACAAGCUUUUUUGGAAAGCUAUAACAAAAGACAGGCAGAAAAUUAUUGUUAACAAAGAGAUGGUGGAUGGUUUCUAUAUGGUAGUGAUGGAUUAUGUUGAGGCAGAACCACUUUAUAACUGUAGCUCACUUAGUCGUAAUAAAUAUAAGGCGAUUUUAAGGGAUGUCAAAGAAGCUAUUGACAAAUUGCAUGAGAAAAGUAUAGUUUUUUCUGACCUUUGUGAUUCCAACAUUCUAGUUAACAAAUCUCAAGGCCAAUAUAAAGAAAUGCUUAUAGAUUUCGAUUGGGCUAGUAAAGAUGAAAUUAAGUGCUACCUAUCUUUUAUGAAUCAUAAACAUAUUAAUUGGCUAUCAGGAGCUGAAGAUAGGAAGAAGCUGAGUCAUAAACACGAUGUUUAUUGGUUGGAGCUAUUGAAACAUAAAUAUUUGG
Messenger RNA from Racocetra persica, 1145 nucleotides. The record is from the annotation of a GenBank genome assembly. NCBI's taxonomy places the organism in Eukaryota, Fungi, Glomeromycota, Glomeromycetes, Diversisporales, Gigasporaceae.